GGCAAAGGCCGGUGUGGACGUUGCCCUGUGUGAUUUUCAGAGACAGCUGAUACCGGUUUGAAAAGCCACCGAGUGGGUCCCGGUAAAACUAAGAGUAGGACCCACAAAGGCUUUAUGUGGAUCUUCUCGUGGACUCUCCUGACUAAUCUCUCUCUCUCUCUCUCUCCUAUGAACCAUCUCCUAUGAACCAGAAAGGAAAUCUCAGACAAGUUGCAAAGUGUGGAUUCUUCGUGAACAAAGUUAAUCGCACUUUGCUUGGUUUGCUUUCUUCACUCCCAUGCUUCGCUAUCUUUUCAACUUAAGAUCAGCAUUCCACACGGAUAAUUAAGCGAUUUCUGCUGAAUUUGGUCAACUCCAGUCAAAGGAGGAGGAGGUUUGGGAAUGGUAUUUAGCUCUUUGUGGAGCUACUCGAGACAGUUCUCAUCAAGAAACUUGUUGCCACUAGAAUGAUUCUGGAAGUCAAUCUUCUGCAUUGAGCAGGUUGAUGCAUUGGCUAAAGUUAUGAAUCACCGGCAAGACGAGUUUGUGAGGUUUCAGGAUUGGAAAUCAGAGAGAAGCUCUGAGGGAAAUUUUCAUGCUAAAGGUGGAGUCCACAGAAGUAAAGUUGUAAUAGCUUCCAACGAAUUACAUAAUGGCUUGGAAUCUGGGAAAUGGAGGGCCAAAGGCAUAAUACAAGCUGUAAAAUCUAGUUUAAGUGGUUUUGUGGAAGAAAGCUUGGGAUCCAAAAAGAACAUUCUUGAUCCUCAAGGACCUUUUCUUCAAAAGUGGAACAAAAUAUUUGUAUUAUCCUGUGUAAUUGCUAUCUCCUUGGAUCCUUUGUUCCUUUAUAUUCCAGUGAUUGAUAACGACAACAAAUGCCUGGGGUUAAACAGAACGUUGGAGGUCACAGCUAGUGUUUUGCGUUCUUUUACUGAUAUAUUUUACUUUCUUCAUAUUGCCCUUCAAUUUCGAACUGGUUUCAUUGCUCCUUCGUCACGUGUAUUUGGAAGAGGUGUUUUAAUUGAAGAUGCUUGGGAGAUAGCAAAGAGAUACUUAUCCACUUACUUCUUGAUCGACAUUCUUGCAGUUCUACCACUACCACAGGUUGUAAUUUUAAUUAUAAUUCCUAAGUUGCGGGGUUCAAGAUCUUUGAAUACCAAGAAUUUGCUGAAGUCUGUUGUCUUUUUCCAAUAUAUUCCAAGGGUCCUUCGAGUGUAUCCUUUAUAUAGGGAAGUCACAAGAACAUCUGGCAUACUCACUGAAACAGCAUGGGCUGGAGCUGCUUUCAAUCUCUUCCUUUAUAUGCUUGCCAGCCAUGUACUUGGAGCCUUUUGGUAUCUGUUUUCUAUAGAACGCGAAACUACUUGCUGGAAACAAGCUUGUGGAAAUUCUUCUCCCUGUCUUCAUGCCUCAUUGUAUUGUGAUGAUGAUCAUACAAAAUUUAAAACAUUGCUGAACAGUUCCUGCCCUAUAGAGACACCAAAUGCAACGCUAUUUGAUUUUGGGAUAUUCCUUGGCGCUCUCCAAUCAGGUGUUGUGGGACCAAUGGAUUUUCCACAGAAGUUCUUUUAUUGUUUCUGGUGGGGUUUACAAAAUUUAAGUUCCCUUGGUCAAAACCUCCAAACAAGUACCUUCAUCUGGGAAAUUUGCUUUGCAGUUUUCAUUUCCAUCGCUGGCCUGGUGCUAUUUGCCUUUCUCAUUGGCAAUAUGCAGACAUGUCUGCAAUCCUCAACAUUAAGAUUAGAGGAGAUGCGGGUGAAAAGACGAGAUGCAGAACAGUGGAUGUCACAUCGGUUGCUCCCUGAGAACCUCAGAGAGCGGAUUAGGCGCUAUGAGCAAUACAGGUGGCAGGAAACUAGGGGUGUUGAUGAAGAGAAUCUGAUUCACAACCUCCCGAAAGACCUCAGGAGAGAUAUAAAGCGUCAUCUUUGUUUAGCUUUGCUCAUGAGAGUGCCAAUGUUUGAAAAAAUGGAUGAACAACUCUUAGAUGCAUUAUGCGACCAUCUGAAGCCAGUGCUAUUCACCAAGGACAGCUUCAUUGUUCGUGAAGGUGAUCCAGUUGAUGCGAUGCUGUUUGUAAUGAGGGGCAAACUACUGUCUGUAACCACUAAUGGAGGGAGGACAGGUUUUUUUAACUCUGAGCAUCUAAAAGCUGGUGAUUUUUGUGGAGAGGAGCUACUUACUUGGGCUCUUGACCCUAAUUCGUCAACUAACCUACCAAUCUCAACUAGAACUGCCCAAGCACUCUCAGAAGUUGAAGCAUUUGCUUUAGUGGCUGAUGAUUUAAAGCUUGUAGCCUCUCAGUUCCGACGACUUCACAGUAAGCAGCUCCGCCACACUUUCAGGUUUUACUCAGGCCAAUGGAGAACUUGGGCAGCUUGCUUCAUACAAGCAGCAUGGCGGAGUUAUUGCAGGAAGAAGGUAGAAGAGUCUCUUCGUGAAGAAGAAAACAGGUUGCAAGAUGCAUUGGCAAAUGAAGGUGGCAGUUCACCAAGUUUGGGUGCUACCUUUUAUGCAUCAAGAUUUGCUGCUAAUGCACUCCGUGCUUUGCGGCGCAAUACUGCAAAGAAAGCAAGGGUGCCAGACAGGAUAUCACCCAUUCUGCUUCAGAAGCCAACAGAGCCAGAUUUUACUGCUGAAGAUAAAUAACUGCCAUUAUUAAUUGUAGUACGUGGUCUUGUUGUAAAUGAUUGAGUGCAUUUUCAGCCAUGUUUUUGUGUAUAAUACAUAUAUUGGCAAUUUCUUCAAGCCUCGAGGCUUGAUGGAAAGAAAGCAAUUGUAUUUGUACAAAAGAAAUGAUAUCUACCAUUUUACCAGAUUAUUAUAGAAUCCACAACAAUAAAUACCUCAAUUCCAAGCCAAUUAUGGUCAACUACACAAACCCUCA
Molecule: messenger RNA, 2866 nt
Organism: Nicotiana attenuata
Lineage: Eukaryota; Viridiplantae; Streptophyta; Magnoliopsida; Solanales; Solanaceae
Product: cyclic nucleotide-gated ion channel 1-like
Exons: 9
Coding region: 502-2628 (708 amino acids)
Biological process (GO): monoatomic ion transport; transmembrane transport
Cellular component (GO): membrane
Molecular function (GO): monoatomic ion channel activity
Source: RefSeq, a predicted model, not a curated record